Paramecium octaurelia is the source of this 926-nucleotide messenger RNA. NCBI's taxonomy places the organism in Eukaryota, Ciliophora, Oligohymenophorea, Peniculida, Parameciidae. The record is from the annotation of a GenBank genome assembly.
AUGUAAUAAAUAGAACCUUAAAUUUGUAAAAAGUGUAAACCAAUAAUUAGAGCAUAGUGAUACAAAGAGUUACUGUUUAUAAAACAAGCUUUAAUGGAUAUGUCGAAUAUAAAUAUGUUAAUACUUAGAAAAAUGAAAAACUAUUGAUUUGUUUCUCUGGGGAGAGUAAUUGCUCGUUUAAUUUAAGAAACUAAACAGCCUUAGCAAAAUUGGCUAGUGAUGUUGUUCAUUCAACCUGUGCUCAUAACAAAAGCAAAAAGUUUAUUGAAACGCGUAUUUUGUAAAUAAAUGAUAAUUUAGUCAUGAAAAAAUUUAUAGAAGCAUAUGUAAUUAUAACUUUGAAACUUAAGCAACCCUAAGAUUUACACUAAUUUUAUCACUAAUGAAUCUAAAUUAUCUUUCUAAAUUGUUGAUAUCCAAUCCAUAUACCCAGAUCCUUAAAUUUUACUUAAAUAGCUUUUUAAUCUAUCAGAAUGUGGAUCAGCAAGAGAGGACUUAAUUCGUUUGAUCAAAUAACUAAUCAUCUGCGAUUAUGCAAUUUGGAAUCUACUACAAUGUAGAUAAAAACAUUAGUUAACAUAUUCUUUGGUUAAAAUGGACAAAUAUUGGCUGAUCUAUUCUCAUAAUUAUCCAAAGGAAGAGGACUUAGUUUAAAGUCUGCUACAAAAUACAAUUACUCAUUUACCUACUCUUUCAAUUUAAACAACCUAUAAAUAUCGCAUCCACUUCAAGAAUUAUUAAAUAUAGAUAUAUUUUACGACCUGGAAUUAAAAUCGAAUAUGAACUUUCCAACUUUUAUCUUAGGAUAACAUUUAAGCAAUUAUGUAUUUAAUAAUGUCAUAUAAAAUUAGAAACCAGCUCAUGGUAACAUUGAUCAUUUACUUGAAUAAUUUCUUUAUAAAUUACAAGAAGGAUAGCCCUCAUGA